Messenger RNA from Mandrillus leucophaeus (drill), 3937 nucleotides. It is a transcript of the gene RIPK4, whose product is annotated as receptor-interacting serine-threonine kinase 4. The record is from RefSeq and is a predicted model, not a curated record. Lineage: Eukaryota; Metazoa; Chordata; Mammalia; Primates; Cercopithecidae. Gene Ontology annotation, biological process: protein phosphorylation. Gene Ontology annotation, cellular component: cytoplasm. The transcript is spliced from 8 exons. Bases 90 to 2450 code for a protein of 786 amino acids. Gene Ontology annotation, molecular function: ATP binding; protein binding; protein kinase activity.
GAUCGACGGAAGUGACGUAACGGGGCGGGGCGCGCACCUGGGCACCUGGGCACCUGGGCGGCCGCGGCGGCGCUGGCUAGACGCGCGCGAUGGAGGGCGACGGCGGGACCCCGUGGGCCCUGGGGCUGCUGCGCACCUUCGACGCGGGCGAGUUCACAGGCUGGGAGAAGGUGGGCUCGGGUGGCUUCGGGCAGGUGUACAAGGUGCGCCAUGUCCACUGGAAGACCUGGCUCGCCAUCAAGUGCUCGCCCAGCCUGCACGUCGACGACAGGGAGCGCAUGGAGCUUUUGGAAGAAGCCAAGAAGAUGGAGAUGGCCAAGUUUCGCUACAUCCUGCCUGUGUACGGCAUCUGCCGCGAACCUGUCGGCCUGGUCAUGGAGUACAUGGAGACGGGCUCCCUGGAAAAGCUGCUGGCCUCAGAGCCGUUGCCGUGGGAUCUCCGGUUCCGCAUCAUCCACGAGACAGCGGUGGGCAUGAACUUCCUGCACUGCAUGGCCCCGCCACUCCUGCACCUGGACCUCAAGCCCGCGAACAUCCUGCUGGAUGCCCACUACCACGUCAAGAUUUCUGAUUUUGGGCUGGCCAAGUGCAAUGGGCUAUCCCACUCGCAUGACCUCAGCAUGGAUGGCCUGUUUGGCACGAUUGCCUACCUCCCUCCGGAGCGCAUCAGGGAGAAGAGCCGGCUCUUCGACACCAAGCACGAUGUAUACAGCUUUGCCAUCGUCAUCUGGGGCGUGCUCACACAGAAGAAGCCGUUUGCAGAUGAGAAGAACAUCCUGCACAUCAUGGUGAAGGUGGUAAAGGGCCACCGCCCCGAGCUGCCGCCCGUGUGCAGAGCCCGGCCGCGCGCCUGCAGCCACCUGAUACGCCUCAUGCAGCGGUGCUGGCAGGGGGAUCCGCGAGUUCGGCCCACCUUCCAAGAAAUUACUUCUGAAACCGAGGACCUGUAUGAAAAGCCUGAUGAUGAAGUGAAAGAAACCACUCACGACCUGGAUGUGAAAAGCCCCCCAGAGCCCAGGAGCGAGGUGGUGCCUGUGUCUGCCAGGCUCAAGCGGGCCUCCGCCCCCACCUUCGAUAACGACUACAGCCUCUCCGAGCUGCUCUCACAGCUGGACUCUGGAGUUUCCCAGGCUGUUGAGGGCCCGGAGGAGCUCAGCCGCAGCUCCUCUGAGUCCAAGCUGCCGUCGUCCGGCAGUGGGAAGAGGCUCUCGGGGGUGUCCUCGGUGGACUCCGCCUUCUCUUCCAGAGGAUCACUGUCGCUGUCCUUUGAGCGGGAGCCUUCGACCAGCGAUCUGGGCACCACAGACGUCCAGAAGAAGAAGCUCAUGGAUGCCAUCGUGUCUGGGGACACCAGCAAGCUGAUGAAGAUCCUGCAGCCACAGGACGUGAAUCUGGCGCUGGACGGUGGCGCCAGCCUGCUGCACCUGGCGGUGGAGGCCGGGCAAGAGGAGUGUGUCAAGUGGCUGCUGCUCAACAAUGCCAACCCCAACCUGACUAACCGGAAGGGCUCCACCCCGCUGCACAUGGCCGUGGAGAGGAAGGUGCGGGGCGUCGUGGAGCUCCUGCUGGCACGGAAGAUCAGUGUCAACGCCAAGGACGAGGACCAGUGGACGGCCCUCCACUUUGCAGCCCAGAACGGGGACGAGUCUAGCACGCGGCUGCUGCUGGAGAAGAAUGCCUCGGUCAACGAGGUGGACUUUGAGGGCCGGACGCCCAUGCACGUGGCCUGCCAGCAUGGGCAGGAGAAUAUCGUGCGCAUCCUGCUGCGCCGAGGCGUGGACGUGAGCCUGCAGGGCAAGGAUGCCUGGCUGCCGCUGCACUAUGCCGCCUGGCAGGGCCACCUCCCCAUCGUCAAGCUGCUGGCCAAGCAGCCGGGGGUGAGUGUGAACGCCCAGACACUGGAUGGGAGGACGCCCCUGCACCUGGCUGCACAGCGCGGGCACUACCGCGUGGCCCGCAUCCUCAUCGACCUGUGCUCCGACGUCAAUGUCUGCAGCCUGCUGGCACAGACACCCCUGCACGUGGCCGCGGAGACGGGGCACACGAGCACUGCCAGGCUGCUGCUGCAUCGGGGCGCCGGCAAGGAGGCCGUGACCUCUGACGGCUACACUGCUCUGCACCUGGCUGCCCGCAACGGACACCUGGCCACUGUCAAGCUGCUCAUCGAGGAGAAGGCCGAUGUGCUGGCCCGGGGACCCCUGAACCAGACGGCGCUGCACCUGGCUGCUGCCCACGGGCACUCGGAGGUGGUGGAGGAGUUGGUCAGCACCGACGUCAUUGACCUGUUUGACGAGCAGGGGCUCAGCGCCUUGCACCUGGCCGCCCAGGGCCGGCAUGCACAGACAGUGGAGACUCUGCUCAGGCAUGGGGCCCACAUCAACCUGCAGAGUCUCAAGUUCCAGGGCGGCCAUGGCCCCACCGCCACCCUCCUGCAGCGAAGCAAGACCUAACUGGCUGCCUGUGGAGUCCAGGGGUCCGUGUGGGGCUCUUGUCCUGUCUUCCUCAUGGGGAUGGAACGAUCCUGCGUGGGGCCCUGUUGUGGCUUGCCUAAACAUUGACCAAGCGGAGGUGACAUGGUGCCAUCGGGAGGUGGCUGCUGCUGACCGGAGUGUCCCCUCCAGGCGAAGCUGGCUCAGGUGCAUGUGCCCGCUCCAUCACCGAUCUAGGCACCUGCUGUCUGAAAGGACCGUGGGUCAGAAUCAUUUCGUUGUGCUCCUAAUGGGCUGCUGAGGCUGGUCUCUCAGUGAUGAAGCCCCAGGCGAGGAAGCAUCCACUCUCUCCUGAGGCGAGCCAUCUUGGGCCGCUGGAGCUCACCAGUCUUGAGGGAAGAGGUGCAGGAGAAACUGUGUUUUUUAUCUUCAUACACAGCAGUGGACAGAGAGGCCUGUCUUAAAGUUUCCAUGGAAUUGUUUUAUAAAAUAUCUUAAGAGAUGAAUGCCUUAUCAGCUGCUGCUUGAAACCUGUUAAAAAUGUUCAUAACAUUGGAUAGUCUAGUCUGUAAAUGAUGACUAAGUAGUGGGGUUGGCUUUGAAAACAAUGUUUUAUGCAACAAGGAGUGAAUGGUAGCAGCCAGCAUUGCGGGACGUGUGUGCGGCCAGCUCUUAACCAUUCCAGUCUGUUACUUUGGUGAGUCCUUGUGGACAACCACACACACAUGCUCACAUGGUACUAGCUGCUGUUCAUUUCUCAUUGUCUAAGGUGUUUUGGGAACUCUAGAGCCAUAGGCAUAAGAGUCAUUAAAAAAAAUUCUCCAUUUGUAACCUCAGUCCUGGGGACUGAGGCGAGCCCCCUCAGGUCACUGGAGUGCACCAGUCUUGGGGGAAGAGGUGCAGGAGAAACUGUGUUUUUUAUCUUCAUAGACAGUAUGAAGAUAGAACUAUGUAGUAUUACCUAGACAUGGACAGUAUUACCUAGGUAGAUGCACUGCUCAUCUGCGUCCUUUCCAGCUCUCAUUUUUGGUAGGUGAUUUAGGAUAAGGAUAGUGUUUUGGGGUUAUAGGGGGAGGGUUUCUGACCUGCUUUGCAGACGUGCAUCCGCACCUCAGCAGUUUGGGGUGUGGCCCCAGGGCGGUUAUUGGAUGUAAAAGAUGCGGCCCAUCUAGUCUCGCAACUUAACUAUUACCUGUGUCCCAUAGGGUGCCUUCCUAAUACUGUUAUUAGAAUAAGUUUGUUGCAGAACAUGACCCUGUGUGCAAACAUGUACCGUGGCCUGGUAUAUGAUAGAGAUUGAUAUUAAUGUACCAUGUAUGUUAAUGUGAAUCUGUGGGCAGGAUACUUUUCCAUGACAGGAAAUAUCCAAGCUGUUAAAACUGGCUAUGUUUUAAUAUGCCUCAUUUUGCCUUUACUGUGUUAUGCUACUAUUGUGUGGACUGCAUGAGGGACAAAAAGUUCCAUUUGGUGUCAAUAAAGCAAAGUACUUGCCUGCUUUUUUGAAGCUG